Messenger RNA from Dichotomopilus funicola, 1080 nucleotides. RefSeq names its product glutamine synthetase. Bases 1 to 1080 code for a protein of 359 amino acids. The record is from RefSeq and is a predicted model, not a curated record. Gene Ontology annotation, cellular component: cytoplasm. The transcript has 9 exons. Lineage: Eukaryota; Fungi; Ascomycota; Sordariomycetes; Sordariales; Chaetomiaceae. Gene Ontology annotation, molecular function: glutamine synthetase activity.
AUGGCUACCGCACCUACAUUUAUUUCCCAGACCGGGACCCUUCAAAAAUACUUUGCCCUUGAGCAGAAGGGCAACAUCAUCGCCGAGUACAUCUGGAUUGACUCCGAAGGCGGCACGCGCUCCAAGUCGAGGACCCUCCCCGAAAAGGAAGAGCCCUACAAGCCCGACGAGCUCCCGAUAUGGAACUUUGACGGUUCCUCGACGGGCCAAGCCCCCGGCGACAACUCGGACGUCUACCUCCGGCCGGUCGCCGUGUAUCCGGACCCGCUCCGCCUCGGCAAGAACAUCCUGGUGCUGUCCGAGUGCUGGGACUCCGAUGGCACCCCGAACAAGUACAACCACCGCCACGAGACGGCCAAGCUGAUGGAGGCGCAUGCCGCGCAUGAGCCGUGGUUCGGUCUGGAGCAGGAGUAUACGCUUCUAGAUUUCAAUGAUAGGCCGUAUGGCUGGCCGCAAAACGGUUUCCCGGCGCCCCAAGGGCCAUACUACUGUGGUGUGGGUACCGGAAAGGUGGUUCAGCGCGACAUUGUCGAGGCGCAUUACCGUGCCUGCCUGUACGCGGGCAUCAAGAUCUCUGGGACGAACGCUGAGGUAUCUGCGCAAUGGGAAUUCCAAGUCGGCCCAUGUGUCGGCAUUGAGAUGGGUGACCAACUCUGGCUCGCCCGUUUCCUCCUCCACCGCAUCGCCGAAGACUUCGGCGUCAAAGUCUCCGUCCACCCCAAGCCCAUCCCCGGCGACUGGAACGGCGCGGGUCUGCACUCCAACUUCUCCACCAAAGAGAUGCGCGUCGAGGGCGGCAUGAAGCACAUCGAGGAGGCCAUCGAGAAGCUCGGCAAGCGCCAUCUCGAACACAUCGCCGUGUACGGCGCCGACAACGAGAAGCGGCUCACCGGCCGCCACGAGACGGGCUCCAUCGAUCAGUUCUCGUACGGUGUGGCUAACCGUGGCGCGUCUAUCCGUAUCCCGCGCGAGUGUGCUGCUAAGGGGUAUGGGUACUUUGAGGACCGUCGGCCGGCGUCGAAUGCGUGCCCGUACCAGAUUACGGGUAUUAUCAUGGAAUCGAUCUUCGGUGCUGUCUAA